AUGCGCAAGAAGCAGCACGGCGCGUCUACAGCCCAGAUAGAAGUGACAGGACCUCAACCAGGAGUCCCAUACAGCACCGAAGUUCACGAUAACCACCACGGACACUCGUCAAGCAGGCAACAUCUCGUGUCUCCAAGAAGAAACGUAGCAGCUCACCAUGUUGCUGCAACAAAUAACGCACUUGGUCCAGCAGACCCAGCUCAUGACGGCACUCCACCUCCGUGGGACCCUCACUGCAACAGCCCUAACGCUGACACGGGGCUGCAACUCAACAUUGACACAGAGACUCUUCGUCAGGACAACGGCGUUGGCUGUUCCCGAACUCGUCGCUCGCCACCUCCACUGUCACAUUCUCCAUCGUCCAUUACAUCAGCGAGACGGAGGCCGCACCCGCCAGGAUCAGCUCACAGCGUGCAGCCAGCUAAAGUUCUGCGCUUCGGCGAGCGAGAGGAGGAAGUGAAGGUGGAGUACGCAGUCCAGAGAUCUCCUCCACAGCGGUACAGCGUUAGUGCGAAAGGCGUCCUCCCCGAUAUUAGCAACGGGAGAAUCACACCCCGCCCAAGCCUGGCGUUCCCAGCUUUUGGAGCGUUUGGUAGCGCGAACAGCAUCAGUGGCGACAAUGAGAAGGAGUCCCUUUUCGACGAAGAUCCGUUAGAACAGCACUUCCACGCCAUGCCAUUGUCACCGGGGGUAAAAGUUCGAGCGGGGGACGAAUCAAACGAAGGCCCGGAGCUGCCACUUUUUGCCUCACGAAUGCGCCGAUCCACGUUCGCGCGUAUGGAUACUUGUACACUUCCAGCACCAAACCCGGAUCCGCUUUCGCCGCGUACUUCAAUUCCCACUAACCAGCACCUGGUGCAGCCUCAGACAGGAACGUUCAUCACUGAGGCUGCUUGGGGCUUGGCAUCUAAGAGCUCGAUAGACGUUGCACAUGGUCGUCUCGUGCCGGACUGCUGGGGUGGGGAGAAGUCCGAAGACUUGUCUUCCGCUGAGCCAACAGCUUCAUGCUCGUGUAGCUCGUCGACUUCAUUGGUACGGAACGGGGGCGAUUCUAACUUGGGUACACGGAUGGCUUUGCUCACUCGUCGACGUACUGCAGACACUCUUCCGCAGGCAGAGCAAGGUUCAGCGUCCAUGUCGGUCAUGCAAAGCCGAGCCCACUCGAACAGAAGCGAUGAAUUUCACAAGCGUGAUCAAACAGCGCGCGUUCCACUUGAAGCCCCCAUGCUUGCCAACGUCAUCGUCUCCAUCCAAGCGAGCACCAGGCGCUUCUCCGCGGCGAAUAACGAGCGCUCCUGCUUCUUCACCUCUCGCUAG
Messenger RNA from Phytophthora sojae, 1317 nucleotides. RefSeq lists its product as hypothetical. Lineage: Eukaryota; Oomycota; Peronosporomycetes; Peronosporales; Peronosporaceae. The transcript is spliced from 3 exons. The coding region runs from base 1 to 1317 and encodes 438 amino acids. The record is from RefSeq and is a predicted model, not a curated record.